Molecule: messenger RNA, 1251 nt
Organism: Aspergillus alliaceus
Lineage: Eukaryota; Fungi; Ascomycota; Eurotiomycetes; Eurotiales; Aspergillaceae
Product: indoleamine 2,3-dioxygenase
Exons: 3
Coding region: 1-1251 (416 amino acids)
Biological process (GO): 'de novo' NAD+ biosynthetic process from L-tryptophan
Cellular component (GO): cytoplasm
Molecular function (GO): indoleamine 2,3-dioxygenase activity; metal ion binding; heme binding
Source: RefSeq, a predicted model, not a curated record
AUGGCUGAAUUACUUGCUUCUCUAGAACACUACGAUAUAUCUCCUGAGUCGGGCUUUCUACCAUCCAGACCACCCCUGGAGCAGUUACCAGAUCCAUACUAUGGGCCCUGGGAAGCCACUAUCGUCGCCCUGCCCAGGUUCAUUUCGGACGGGUCUUUGCGACAACGGGUCCAUGAGAUGCCCGUCCUCUCUACUGAACUUUUGCUCACAGAAGCAGAAAGGCGCAGAGCCUAUAUGAUUCUGGGAUAUAUUAUCAAUGGCUUUUUGUUCGGAAGUUCCCCCCCACCGAAGCGACUACCAUUGAGUAUUUCCCAGCCGACGAUCGAACUAUCGGCUCAUUUUGGAUUGCCGCCGGUUCCCACAUAUGCGGGACAAGUUCUAUGGAAUUAUCGUCGGAUUGAGGCCGACAGUAAACCUCUGUCAAAGAGCAAUACCCAACCGUUAGUAUCCUUCACUGGUUCCCCAGAGGAAGCAGGCUUUUUCGGUGUUGUUUUUUCCAUUGAGGCGAGCGGGGCUCCACUUAUCUCGAUAUUGCUUGAGGCUACUGAGGCCACUUUUGAUCAAGACACGGAACAGGUUAUUGCCUACCUCCAACGGGCGACUAUAACCUUGACCGAUAUGACCUCCAUUUUACCACGCAUGUACCGCGAUUGUAGCCAGUGUUUCUUUUACCAUAAACUCCGGCCAUUCCUGGAUGGGACCGAUAGCCUUGCCUCAGUAGGGCUCCCUGAUGGGGUGUUUUUCGAAGAGCAUAGCGGUGGACGAUACCGUAAACAUCGUGGACCAAGCAAUGCCCAGAGCUCGCUUUUUGCUUUGAUUGAUAUUGCUUUAGGCGUGACGCAUGAUCAAGAAUACUGUGUGAAGGACAACGGCGAUCAGCAGUCAACCAAGGGUGCUUACCUGAAGGAAAUGCGACUAUAUAUGCCCCGCCAACACCGUGAAUUUUUGGCCGAGGUGGAGCGGAUGCCAAAUAUCAGGGAUUUUGUCCGGUCUCGGCCGGAAGAUGUCCGGCUGAAUUCCACAUAUGAGAAUUGUCUUACUGCUCUCCUAGAGCUCCGGCGAGCACACAUACGGAUGGUAGCAAGGUACGUCGUUGUCAUGGCCAAGCACCAACAAUCUCCGGUGAUGGUUAAGCCUGAUUCAAAACGGGGCGAGAGGAAUGCAGCGGGCGCAACUGGCACUGGAGGUACAAAUGCAAUGGAGUUUCUAAAGUCUGUUCGAGAUUCUGUGAUUCAAGCGAGAGAUCUUUAA